AUGGCUGCGAACGCGCAACAGCAACAGAUCGUAGUUCCAGACCGUCCACAUUUCCAAAGCUCCGACUCGCAUAUCAACUUGGGCAACAUCAUCGACAUGAAUAAGCUCCUCAAGAUUACUGUCUCCAAUGGUCUUAAAGCUAUCCCAACGGUCGGCUCACUGCUGGGAGGCCUCAUUACGGCGCUUUGGCCGGAUCCACGCAAGCCCAGCCUGCGAUGGGACGAAAUUGACGGGAACGUGCGGAUGAUUGUCAAGGGUCUUUUAAACGACGACAAGGUCCGCGAUCUCCGGCAAAGGAUCAACUCUCUCCAGGACCUAAUCAAUAAUUACAACCAGACGCCUUAUGGGAUUAGCCAAAAAGGCGAGCGGUUCACGUUCAUCCUCAGCUGGCUCACCAUCAUCCGGCGCGAGUUCACCGAGAACGGCACCCCUUGGCUCACGCUCCAGUUUUUUAUCCCAAUGGCCACGCUCCAUCUCGGCUUCCUCCGCGAGCAACUCCUGCACUGGGACCAAAUCUACCCCAACCAACCCGCCGAUACAGACCGUCUCCGCCGGGAACUCAGAGAUGCCAUCACCAUCUACACCACCGCAGCCGACGGUAUCCGCGAGAGAUGUCUAACGUGGCGUCUGGACGAGCGAAUUGUGGUGACGGAGAGAAAAGUCAAGAGCCGGCACCGCAUACUUGGUUCUACCUACCACAAAUUCGUACGCGACCUCGAAACCCAGUUCUCGCAUGAGAUCAUAUGGGGUCCAGAGUUCGGCCCGGGCCGAGGGUAUUCCCCUGACCUGGAAGCGGAGAGAUAUGCUCAAGAUCUGCGUGACGCGGCCGGGGCUGUCUAUCGACAGCAGAUUGACGACAUCCUCGCGCCGUCACUGCAGUGGCCGCAGUUUGAUCGGGAGGGGGCGUACGACCCUAUCAAUCGAGAUAUCAUGGCCGGCACGACGGGUCCUAUGGGCUCCGGCAUCUCGCAUUGUAUGAACCACUUUAACGAUCGCGAGUUCGCGAGGAAGCAUGGGCGUAUCACCAAGGUUGUGAUUCAUGCUUGGGCCCGCGUCGACGGAUUCGAGAUCUGGUACGGCGGUGUCAGUAGCGGUCUUCGUGGCAUGUGCGGUGGCACGCCAAGGGUGCUGGAGGUUGGCGAAGGGCAGUCGAUUGUUUGCAUAUCGGGUCGCGUGGGGGUUUACCUAGACUCGAUCCGUUUCUUUUUGAGUCCCGAGACGCAGAUCCAGGGUGGGCAGGGUGAAGAUAAUUUCCGAAUCGGGUUCCCAGAGGAUGGGCCAGGGGAUGAACCAGACACGUUCCGCUUGCAGUAUGUCUAUGGUUGGUCGAACAACAGCUCGGGGUAUAUCGAGGGCUUUGGGGCAGCAUUCCACCAGGUUGAGAUUGUGUGA
This is a messenger RNA of Trichoderma virens Gv29-8, 1392 nucleotides long. RefSeq lists its product as uncharacterized. Gene Ontology annotation, molecular function: toxin activity. The transcript has a single exon. Lineage: Eukaryota; Fungi; Ascomycota; Sordariomycetes; Hypocreales; Hypocreaceae. Bases 1 to 1392 code for a protein of 463 amino acids. The record is from RefSeq and is a predicted model, not a curated record.